Messenger RNA from Sorghum bicolor (sorghum), 1415 nucleotides. Its product is annotated as adenylate isopentenyltransferase 5, chloroplastic. The transcript has a single exon. The coding region runs from base 103 to 1191 and encodes 362 amino acids. NCBI's taxonomy places the organism in Eukaryota, Viridiplantae, Streptophyta, Magnoliopsida, Poales, Poaceae. Gene Ontology annotation, molecular function: tRNA dimethylallyltransferase activity. Gene Ontology annotation, biological process: tRNA modification; cytokinin biosynthetic process. Gene Ontology annotation, cellular component: mitochondrion. The record is from RefSeq and is a predicted model, not a curated record.
CUAACUACCAGAAGAUCUCAAAGACUUCGAUUUUCUUGACCCAAGCAACUACUAUAGUUAAGUAUAGUUAACAAGCAACUUAAAACGACAGCGACAAAAACCAUGUCACUCUACUUGGCGCCCACGGCCACCGCCGCCACCACCCUCCCAAUAAGGCAGCUAGUAGCACCGCCUCCGCCGCCGUCGUCCAUCAACCUAAGGCAGCUGGAACGAGGCAUGGCGCUCCCCCUGCCACCGGCGCCACCGCCACCACCUCUGGUCAGUAGUGCCAGCAAUAGGCACGUCGGAGCAAAGCACAAGGCCGUGAUGGUGAUGGGCGCCACGGGGACCGGCAAGUCGCGCCUCGCGGUGGACCUCGCCCUCCAGUUCGGCGGCGAGGUCAUCAACUCCGACAAGAUCCAGGUGCACGCCGGCCUGGAGGUGACGACGAACAAGGUGACGGAGGAGGAGCGCGCCGGCGUGCCGCACCACCUGCUCGGUGUGGCGCGCCCCGACGAGGAGUUCACGGCCGCGGACUUCCGCCGCGAGGCGUCCCGCGCCGCGUGCGCGAUCACCGCGCGCGGGCGCGUCCCCAUCAUCGCCGGCGGGUCCAACUCGUACGUGGAGGAGCUCGUGGACGGCGACCGCCACGCGUUCCGGGACCGCUACGACUGCUGCUUCCUGUGGGUGGACGUGCAGCGCGCCGUGCUGCACGGCUACGUCGCCCGGCGCGUCGACGAGAUGUGCGCCCGCGGACUGGUGGACGAGGUCGCGGCCGCCUUCGACCCGCGCCGCACCGACUACUCCCGCGGCAUCUGGCGCGCCAUUGGCGCGCCGGAGCUCGACGCGUACCUGCGGUGGUCGGGAGACGAGGGCGACGGCGACGGCGACGGCGAGCGGGCCAGGUUGCUGGCCGCCGCCAUAGAGGACAUCAAGUCCAACACCCGCCGGCUGUCGUGCCGGCAGCGCGCCAAGAUCCAGCGGCUCGCCAAGCUGUGGGGGUGCGCCGUCCGGCGCGUGGACGCCACCGAGGUCUUCCGGAGGCGCGGCGACGAUGCCGACGAGGCGUGGCAGCGGCUCGUCGCCGCGCCGUGCAUCGACGCGGUGCGCUCCUUCCUACGCAACGACGACGCCGCGGCCGCCAAUGAUCUGCCGGCCGCCGAACUAGUGCCCGUGUUCGCUCCCGCGCCGGCAGCGGCCGUCGCCGGAUAACGAAUGAAGCUGCUUGAUCGGCGUUGACAGCUGCACUGCAUUCACGACACCAUUACUUGGUGCGAUGGCAUUGGCCGAGAUCGUCAUCAAGAAGGAGAAAGGGAGUGAUCGAGAGCGAGGGGAAUGGCGAGCACAAUUAGUAAUGGAGUUAGAGUAGAUAGUACGUCGGAACAUGCAUGGGAAUCGCAAGUAAGUAGUAAAUCUAUAGAGAUCGAUUAGCGUAA